AUGGAAGAGAGAAACAAAAUUGGGAUUAAGAUAAAGAAGCUGGGGUUCUGGAAAUGGGCCAUAGCUUCCGUCAUAUUCAGACUAAUCAUGAUCUAUUCAUCGGAAAAACUCAACCUUUCUACCCGGCCGGAAGUCUCUACUCCGGUCACCAGCCUGCGCCGCUUGGCGGAGGGUUACUGGCUAAAGCAGUUAUCGAUGUCGCCGUAUUCGGGUUCAAUGUACCAUGGAUCGCCGUUAUUGCUCUCGGUGCUCGGACCACUAACUGUGAAUAGUAUAUUCUUCCGAUAUCAUUCAGCGUAUACAUUAUCAGCUCAUUUUGGAUAUAGUCUGGUUUCUGUGGUUGCAGAUUUUGUGAGUGCAGUUCUCAUCCGUGCUACUGGGCAGAGUCUUCUAACAGCACAUGCUCACACUUUGAAAUCAUUAGGACUUGAUAAACUGACCAAGGACGUAGAGAUUCUUCCCUCUGGCGAUGUUGCUGCACUUGUGUAUCUGUGGAACCCUUUCACAAUAGUCUCAAGCAUUGGGUUUAAUACAUCACCUAUCGAAAAUCUGUUUGUCAUCUUAUCUCUUUAUGGAGCAUCUUCAGGGCUAAUUCCGUUGGCAGCUUUUGGAUGGGUCGUGGCAUCACACUUGUCUCUUUAUCCAUUGGUUUUAGUUAUCCCCUUAAUCUUUAUAUUAGGUUAUGGUAUGGAUGCACCACCGAGAAAAUUGUUUACAAAAAGUGACCGACAAGCAGAAAAGAGUUCAUCUGAACAUGUGGACCUCAAGUCCGUGACUACUAAGCCCAUAAAACCGACAUUUUCCUGGCGACGUGUCAUUCUUUUCAUUUUAUGGGCAUCAAUAUGGAUAUGCUAUGUGUUAAUUCUGUGUGCUAUCGCUAUGAGAGAGUAUGGUGGCCUUGAUGAGAUGUUUAAGAGGACGUAUGGGUUUAUCCUUUCUGUUGAAGAUUUAUCUCCAAAUAUUGGUGUUUUAUGGUACUUCUUCGCAGAAGUGUUUGAUUUUUUCCGAAAUUUCUUCCUGAUAGUUUUCCAUGUGAACAUCCUAUUCAUGAUUUUGCCUUUAGCUAUAAGGCUAAAUCAUAGGCCCUGCUUUUUGGUCUUUGUUUACAUGGCUAUCUCUUCAAUGCUAAAAUCAUAUCCUUCAGUUGGGGACUCGGCCUUAUACCUCGGCUUGCUGGGACUGUUUGUGAAUGAGUUAGCAGAAAUGCAAUUUUCAUUCUUUCUCUUUUGUGGAUAUGUUGGAGUUUCGCUUUUGAGCCCUGUGAUGCACAAUUUAUGGAUUUGGAGGGGGACUGGAAAUGCAAACUUUUACUUUGCAACUGCAAUGGCAUAUGCUUGUUUCCAGAUUAUUCUGGUGGUUGAGAGUGUGAGUACUAUGCUCAAUCAUGAUAGGAAGAUAAAAAAAAUCUGCAAUGGUGCCAAAGAUUAA
Striga hermonthica is the source of this 1428-nucleotide messenger RNA. The record is from the annotation of a GenBank genome assembly. Lineage: Eukaryota; Viridiplantae; Streptophyta; Magnoliopsida; Lamiales; Orobanchaceae.